GCCGGCUGAGCUGGUCUUGCUCCUCGGUGCGCGGCGGCGGAAAGCGAGGCCUGGUGAAUACUGCUGAGGCGCGGGCAGGCUCUUCGAGGUUGUGCGCGGGAGAGGUACCGUGGGCGAGCGAGCGAGCGCCUCACUCUAGCAGUGGCACCGGGAUCGGUUGCCUCGAGCCGAAAUCAUGACCACCCCAGGAAAAGAGAACUUUCGCCUGAAAAGUUACAAGAACAAAUCUCUGAAUCCUGAUGAGAUGCGCAGGAGGAGGGAGGAAGAAGGACUACAGUUACGCAAGCAGAAAAGAGAAGAGCAGUUAUUCAAGCGAAGAAAUGUUGCUACUGCAGAAGAAGAAACAGAAGAAGAAAUUAUGUCAGAUGGUGGCUUUCAUGAGGCCCAGAUUAAUAACAUGGAGAUGGCACCUGGUGGUGUUAUUACUUCUGAUAUGAUUGAAAUGAUAUUUUCCAAUAGCCCAGAGCAACAGCUUUCAGCAACACAGAAGUUCAGAAAACUACUUUCAAAAGAACCUAAUCCUCCUAUUGAUGAAGUUAUCAGCACACCAGGAGUAGUGGCAAGGUUUGUGGAAUUCCUCAAACGAAAAGAGAAUUGUACACUGCAGUUUGAAUCAGCUUGGGUACUGACAAAUAUUGCUUCAGGAAAUUCUCUUCAGACCCGGAUCGUGAUUCAGGCAGGGGCAGUGCCCAUCUUCAUAGAGUUGCUCAGCUCAGAGUUUGAAGAUGUCCAAGAACAGGCAGUCUGGGCUCUUGGCAACAUUGCUGGAGAUAGUACCAUGUGCAGGGACUAUGUUUUAGACUGCAAUAUCCUUCCCCCUCUUUUGCAGUUAUUUUCAAAGCAAAACCGCCUGACAAUGACCCGGAAUGCAGUAUGGGCUUUGUCUAAUCUCUGUAGAGGAAAAAGCCCACCUCCAGAAUUUGCAAAGGUUUCCCCCUGUCUGAAUGUGCUUUCCUGGUUGCUCUUUGUCAGUGACACUGAUGUACUGGCUGAUGCCUGCUGGGCCCUCUCGUAUUUAUCAGAUGGACCCAAUGAUAAAAUUCAAGCGGUCAUUGAUGCAGGAGUAUGUAGGAGACUGGUGGAGCUGCUAAUGCAUAAUGAUUAUAAAGUGGUUUCUCCUGCUUUGCGGGCUGUAGGAAACAUUGUCACAGGGGAUGAUAUUCAGACACAGGUAAUUUUGAAUUGUUCCGCUCUUCAGAGUUUAUUGCAUUUGCUGAGUAGCCCAAAGGAAUCUAUCAAAAAGGAAGCAUGUUGGACAAUAUCUAAUAUCACAGCUGGAAAUAGGGCACAGAUCCAGACUGUGAUAGAUGCCAACAUCUUUCCAGCUCUUAUUAGUAUAUUGCAAACUGCUGAGUUUCGGACAAGGAAAGAAGCUGCUUGGGCCAUCACAAAUGCAACUUCUGGAGGAUCAGCUGAACAGAUCAAGUACCUAGUAGAACUGGGUUGUAUCAAGCCGCUCUGUGAUCUCCUCACUGUCAUGGACUCUAAGAUUGUACAGGUUGCCCUUAAUGGCUUGGAAAAUAUCUUGAGGCUUGGAGAACAAGAAGCAAAAAGGAAUGGCACUGGCAUUAACCCUUACUGUGCUUUGAUUGAAGAAGCUUAUGGUUUGGAUAAAAUUGAGUUCUUACAGAGUCAUGAAAACCAGGAGAUCUACCAGAAGGCCUUUGAUCUUAUUGAGCAUUACUUUGGGACCGAAGAUGAGGACAGCAGCAUUGCUCCCCAGGUUGACCUUAGCCAGCAGCAGUACAUCUUCCAGCAGUGUGAGGCUCCUAUGGAAGGUUUCCAGCUUUGAAGCAAUACUGCUUUCAUGUUCCUGUGUCAGACCAGGCUACCCAGUCGAGUCCUCUUGUGGAGCCCACAGUCCUCAUGGAGCUAACUUUUCAAAUGUUUUCCAUAAUACUGUUUGCGCUCAUUUGCUUGCCUUGCGCACCUGCUCUCUUACACACAUCUGGAAAACCUCUGGCUCUCUGUGGUGGAAUACCCUUAUAAUAAUAGGGUAACCAGAACGGCCCACUUUAAUGGAAAAAUCCCUAGGCUUUGGAGAUCCGCAAUUAUAUUAGAGUCAUGGGUAUAUAUAUAUAUAUAUAUAUAUAUAUAUAUAUAUAUAUAUAUAUUAAUGUGGCUCCCUUUUUUGUGGGGGAGAAAAAAGGACUCUUCCUCAUUCCCUUUAAAGUGGGAAACAAAUACUGACAUUAAAAGAUAAAACUAAACCUUUAUCUUGAAUUUCACACAACUACUUGUGACAAGGGAGAUGUUUAGACUUGUUGUGUACACUUCAGAGUACUUUUCAUGAGUUCUUCCACAGUGAACCCUUGGAUUAUCUGGUGGCUUUUUCUAGCCAAAUUUGCAUUAAUUCUUACUAAGAUUGGAUGGUUUUCUUUCCUCUAUUGGCGCCAUUCUUCAGAUAUUAAAAUUAAACCAUCCACUCCCUUACCUUCAGCCUUCAGUGAAUGCUUUCUAGUUGUCAGGAAUGCUGAAGAAUUAACACUUUGACUCUUAAAUGUGAUACUGGUUUGCAGAUUCCCUUAAAGCAGAAAAAAGAGGAGCACGUAUUAAUUUGUAUGGCUUUUGCUUCUCUUUGGUCUUGUGUGACUUAGGAUUUGGAAGUGGUUCAGUUCUAAUGCUGGUAUGAAGAUUUAGAGUUCUUAGUAAUCAAAAAACAUAUCCUAUAAUUCAGUUACAAAAUAAGGAGGAAAAAUAAAAGGACUUGAACCUUCCAAUUUUCUCAGACUUAACCCAGAUGACUAGAGGCUGUGUUUCUGCAUUACAACAAAUAUUUCAGGCUUUGUGGUCCUGAUCAAGGUCCUCAGUAAAUUGGAGUUAACCCUAGGUGCUUUCCCCCUCUGUGACUGGCAGAUAACACAUUAUUUUAAAGAAUACUUAAGAAUUUUUUUUUCUUAGUCAAGUGCAGCUUGAUUCUGAUAUACUCCGGCUGCAUAUAUGAUCCCUGUAAUGUAGCAUUCUUAAGAAAAACAACCAUUUUUCUCAACAUGACAUGCUUAAUUCAAAUAAGGGCAGUGAUCUUUUUUUUUAAUAACCUCAUUGUUCCCUAAUAAUUUUAUUUCGUCUACUAGUACCAACUCCCACCCUCACCCCCAAUAAAAAUGGUGUCCACCUUCUGACUCAUUUAAUGAUGACUGCAAUCUAUACCUGCAAAUGGCGCUUCCAGUACUGUGUUCACUGAUCCACAUUUUGUGCUUGGACUGGAAUGAAAAUAUAAGCUUAAUUGCCAAGAUAACUGCAACUGAGUUCAAUACGACUUCUCGGUGCUAGUUGGCCAUCUUGACUCAAUGUUGGGAUACACUAUCAGAGAAGAUUUUUUUGAUGAUGAUUCUGUUCAAAAUGAAUUCUGAAGGAAAAGUUGCUGACUUCUGUUUCAGAGCAUACCCUUUUAAACCUCUUUAGACUUAUCCUCUUCUAGAAUUCAUAACCCCAAAGUGUAAAAUCUAUCUGGAAGUUGCCCCUGACAAGCUAUUAUACAUCUCUGAUAAAUCCUGCUGAAUGUAGGAGAUUUUCAGAGCUUUCAUACCUCAUCAUGAUGUUAUUUAAACAGCCAACUUAUGUGACCUGAUUUAAACUUUUAAAAAGCCCACUUCAUUCAAACUAGAAAGAUUCAAAGACAAAGGACAUUUAUCAGCCAAGAGUGACGCAUUCUUCGCCUCUAGUCUGUAGUUGUGUCUGUGCUCGGGGAUGGAUACGUCUGAUGUCUGUUGUUAUUGAUGGAGCAGCCACAGCAAAACUAGUCAACUCUCAUCUAUACUGUUACUUUUUCUAGUGCUGCUUUGUGCUGAGGAACUUUUUAGUUUACUGCACUUGACUUGUAAAAGACUUUGAUUCUUUGUAAUUUUAGGGAUAAAUUAGGUGGUUAAUUUAAAGAAGAACUUUCAAUGUUGCCUUUACAUCACAUUAAAAUAUGACUUCUUUCAGAAGGAUAAUAGAAGCACUGAUUCAUAGUAAAAAUCUCAUUUUUAGCUUUGAAUUUUUUUUUUUUUGUGGCUGAGUUUUUUUAAAUUGUAAAUUACUGGUAACGUCAUUUCUAUAGGAUGUUUUGAAUUAUGUAUCUUCUAUUGGAUAGUUAAUUUUUUUUUCAUUUUAUAAACCAAUUUGAAUGGAAAAUAUAAAGCACACCAAGUGUAUUGCCACAUUAGUAAGAGUAGUGUAUGGUGGGAAUUUUUGCUAACAAUAGCAGGUGUCUCAAUGAAUGAAUUAAAACAAAAAAAGUCCAUUU
Marmota flaviventris (yellow-bellied marmot) is the source of this 4228-nucleotide messenger RNA. RefSeq names its product karyopherin subunit alpha 1 (gene Kpna1). The record is from RefSeq and is a predicted model, not a curated record. Gene Ontology annotation, molecular function: nuclear import signal receptor activity; protein binding. Lineage: Eukaryota; Metazoa; Chordata; Mammalia; Rodentia; Sciuridae. Gene Ontology annotation, biological process: protein import into nucleus. Gene Ontology annotation, cellular component: cytoplasm.